This is a messenger RNA of Pristis pectinata (smalltooth sawfish), 3805 nucleotides long. RefSeq names its product denticleless E3 ubiquitin protein ligase homolog (Drosophila) (gene dtl). Gene Ontology annotation, molecular function: protein-macromolecule adaptor activity; protein binding. NCBI's taxonomy places the organism in Eukaryota, Metazoa, Chordata, Chondrichthyes, Rhinopristiformes, Pristidae. Gene Ontology annotation, biological process: mitotic G2 DNA damage checkpoint signaling; proteasome-mediated ubiquitin-dependent protein catabolic process. The transcript has 15 exons. Gene Ontology annotation, cellular component: nucleus. The record is from RefSeq and is a predicted model, not a curated record. The coding region runs from base 41 to 2173 and encodes 710 amino acids.
GUCUGUAGCAGCCAGGGUUCCUGCAGUGUUGACUUCAAGGAUGCUGUUCCGUACUGUGUUGAGUAGCAGAGUUUGCAGCAAAAAGAGGGAGCCCCGCAGCUACCCCUUAGACACUUUGCUGCAAUAUUACCAGUGCAACCGACAGGAUGAACACACUUCAUCCAGUGACCUUGGAGCACCAGUUCCUCCUUUUGGCUGUUCGUGGUCCACAGCAGAGCAGUUACACUGGGUCCUUGCAGUUGUAAAUGAAGAAGGUAUGGUCAGGUUAUACAACACUGAAUGCCAUAACAAGAAGGAUCCAAUUUUUCGAGGAUGGUUGGCUCACAACAAUGCUGUAUUUGACCUUGCUUGGGUUCCAGGAGAACCAAAACUAGUUACAGCUUCAGGAGAUCAAACUGCAAAGCUCUGGGAUGUGAAAGUGAGUGAGCUUCUUGGCACAUUUAAAGGCCACCAGUGCAGCCUCAAGUCCGUGGCAUUUGGAAAGCAGGAAACAGCUGUAUUUUGUACUGGUGGAAGAGAUGGUAAUAUAAUGGUCUGGGAUACUCGCUGCAGUAAGAAAGAUGGAUUUUACAGACAAGUGAAACAGAUUACUGGUGCUCAUAACUCGCAAGCCAAACAGACUCCCCCAAGGCAGAAGAAACGACGACCUGCUGCACGGGGACUUGCCCCUUCUGUGGAUUCUCAGCAGAGCGUAACAGUAGUAAUUUUUCGAGAUGAAAACACCUUGAUCUCUGCAGGGGCUGUAGAUGGUGUCAUCAAAGUAUGGGAUUUAAGAAAGAACUACACCAUUCUUCACCAAGAUCCUGUGCCAGUUCAGUCCUUUCUUUAUCCAGGCACCAGUGCACGAAAGCUCGGAUACUCCAGUAUUAUUUUGGAUUCAAAAGGCUCUAAUCUUUUUGCAAACUGCACUGAUGAUAACAUUUACAUGUUCAAUUUGACUGGCUUGAAAACCACACCAAUUGCAACCUUCAGUGGUCAUCAGAAUUCCACCUUUUAUAUUAAGGCCGGUCUUAGUCCAGAUGAUCAAUUCCUUGUCAGUGGGUCCACUGAUCAUAAUGCAUAUAUCUGGAAGGUCACUGAUCCUCUUCAUCCUCCAACAGUGCUCCAGGGACACUCUCAAGAGGUGACGUCUGUGUCCUGGUGCCCUUCAGAUUUCUCAAAGAUUGCUACUUGCUCUGAUGAUAAUACUGUUCGAAUCUGGCGUCUAAAUCGAAAAGUGGGUGUGACCAAAUCUGAAUUAGUGGGAUCUGCAUGCCAGAAGAAGCCAACGGAGAAAGAUGUCAUCAUUCAGUCAACACGUGGUACUCCACCCAAAACUUCAUUGAUGGAAGGUCCCAAGUUGCCAUCUCCUCAGCAAGCUGCAUGUGCCCCUAAUAUCAGUGGAGGCAUGCCUCUCUCUUUCAACACUCCCAGCUCUGUAACGCAGAGCUCUUUAGGCAAGAAUUAUAUACCACAUCAGCUGAGUAAGUCAACUUCCUCUUCACCACCAAAUUCUUCCUCUUGGAAGAUGUCAAUCAAGAAAUGGAUGGUUAAAAGCCCCUGCCCUCCUGCCUCUCUCUUUGGUGCCCACAAUACUUCAAGGAUGGUGCUGAACUCAGACGGACAAAUUCAAUCAAAAGAUGUCUUGGCAGCUAUAAAUGCUCCAGUUUCAGAGAAGAAAGUUAAAAGAAGAUUGGACACCAGUGAUGGGUCAGUAAUGGACAAUAGCAAAAAUGAAGAGUGCAGUUUUGUGGCAGAACUCAGUCAUAUUUCUAAAAAAUGUAAAAUUGAUAUCUGCUAUGCAGAGAUACAGAAAAGGAAAAACUUAUCAACAGAAAAUAUAGACGACAAAGGGAUGAAGAACACUGACAGUAACUCUGGAGAAAUCCUUCCUUUAGUAAGCCCUUUUCCCUGUCCAGACCUGGAAGCUUCCUCAUCUUCAUGCAAGUCCCAACAGAGAGCUGAAAUCCUGGACAAAGAAAACAACUCCCCACAAAAUCUAAAUUGGCUUGCUGAAUUAGGAGAAAAACAGAAACUUGAACUGGGUGUUAGAAUGGGGAGAUUAUCCACGAGUCCAACUAUCUCACAGAAUUUAUCUGUGAAGAAAAAGGAAGAAUGGAAUCUAGCAAGUUCACCAACUGCAGCUUCAAUGCGCAAGAUCUCUUCGUAUUUUCAGCGGAAGUUGACUGAUUGACCAUAUUGUGCAGCUGGGAAUUAUUGGCAUAACCUAAUGCUGAAUUUAAAGCUUGCAGCACUCUUGAUGAAACACUUAUCUUCUAUGUGUAGUAUUUCCUGUCUGCCAUCUGUGAUGGUGUAUGGUUUUCAUUAAUUUACUUGUGAAAUAGAGUUCCGAAUUUUUAAUACCCUUUUUUUUUGACUAUUGUUCAACCACAGUUUCCCUCUUGUUCCCCAGUCAAAAAAAAGUCUUGCACCUAACUGAGUAACUAAUUUAAAUUCUAAUGACAAUUUAUGUACCAGCAAUCUCAUUUCCUAUUGGAUCUCGGGUUAGUACUAGCUGAUGAACAGGGUAGCUUAUGCAUUAUAGUGCAUGUAGGGACAGGACUGAAAACUGUCAACCACACAACUAGCUCAUUUUGCAGUGUUAAGAAAUGAGCAGAGAGAAAAAUUAAGAACUACAAACUGUACCCCUAAAUUUAACUAAUCAAUGGUUUUUGAGCAUUGAAGUAAUUACUUGGUUUAUUUGUCAAAACACCCUGGUUCCAUUUGAAUUUUAUCCAAAUUUUAAAUUUUACUUUCCUUUUUUUAAAAAGCACAAAGUUACAGCUAUGUUUAUAAAUUAUGUUACUGGUUGAUAUUGAACUUGUUGCUUCCCAGAUUAGAUUUUACCUACUUCGAUAAUGUUUGAUGUUCUUUUUUUUGCUUAAUGUUGGAACAAACUAUAUUUUGCUAUGACUCCAGCCUGGGGGACACAUAGUGGCACUGAAGGUAAUGGAGGUGUCUCAUAACUCCAGUGAUGCAGGCUCAAUUCGGACCUCCAAUGCUGUCUGUAGAGUUUACAUUUUCUCCUUAUGAUCACACAGGUUUCCUCCAAUGUGCUGGUCAGUGGAUUAAUUGGUCACUGUAAAUUACCCCUAUUGUAGGUGAAUGGGAAAGCCAGGGGGUGUUACUGGGUAUAUGUGAAAGAAAAGGUUAUAAGGAAAUAAGUGGGGGAAUGAGAUUGCUCUGAUAUCUGGCAUAGACUCUGGGCCAAAUUGCUUCCUAUGUCUUAAGGAAAUACAAAAUGUGGAUGCCUUCGCACAACUGGAAGCAAAAUUAUUCGAAUGUUGUAGAUUAUGCCACUUGUUAUGGACCUUUCAUUGUAACAGAUAAAUGAAUGGAACUUAAAAAGCCCAGUUUUGUGUUUUUUCAAUCUAAAACAAUAUAUAAUGUGCAACCAAAUAAUAUGGCAACACAUUGAUACCUUAGGCGAAGCAGUGGUUAGGUUACAUUUGGUAGAAUCUCUCUGCCCUUUCCUAGCCCUGUCUCUUAGAAUUCUGAUGUCAAUACAUAUGGAAUUGAUGCAUUAUGAAUUGAUAGCACCUCUGCAAUGGUAAACAUCUAUUUGUCAUGUGAAUUGUUUGACAACAUUGUCCUUGUUUGUUUUCUGAAUUAUGGUGGUACUACUGCACUUUAAUUGUGUCAAGGUUAACUUGCUAAAGCUACAAUAUAGUUCUGACACAAAAUUAUCAUUGAGCUAGUUUAUUUGUCAGUCAAAGUAGGAUUUAGAAUACUUAAUGCAGAAGUUUCAACUUUCAAGUUUUGUAUGAAUUUGGAAAUUAAAGUUGCACCAUGUAUUGUUUUUUCAUUAAAGUAAUUGAUCUCAUCC